Coregonus clupeaformis (lake whitefish) is the source of this 1518-nucleotide messenger RNA. Its product is annotated as transcription factor HES-5-like. The transcript has 2 exons. Gene Ontology annotation, biological process: regulation of transcription by RNA polymerase II; anterior/posterior pattern specification; regulation of neurogenesis. Gene Ontology annotation, molecular function: RNA polymerase II cis-regulatory region sequence-specific DNA binding; protein dimerization activity; DNA-binding transcription factor activity, RNA polymerase II-specific. The coding region runs from base 42 to 533 and encodes 163 amino acids. Gene Ontology annotation, cellular component: nucleus. The record is from RefSeq and is a predicted model, not a curated record. Lineage: Eukaryota; Metazoa; Chordata; Actinopteri; Salmoniformes; Salmonidae.
UUCACUCUACACAGAGACCUCUACAGCACAUAGAUCCAGCCAUGGCACCUACAAUCACUUCAGCUGUGAACUACUCUAACGAACAACUGACUCUGAGCAACAAGCUAAGAAAGCCAGUGGUUGAAAAGUUACGCAGAGAUCGUAUCAACAACAGCAUUGAGCAGCUCAAGUCUCUCUUGGAUCCAGAGAUCCUCAACCAGCAGCCAGAUUUCAAACUGGAGAAAGCCGACAUCUUGGAGAUGACAAUUUGCUUAAUGAGACAACAGCAACAGAACCAGCCAGUGAGCGCCUCCUCCUGCUCAGCAGCUGUCAAUCAGGGUUACUCCAGGUGUGUCCAAGAGAUUGUGCACUUCCUGUCCAAGGAUGAGGUGAAGACACAGACCCAGAGACUGCUGAGCCAUUUCCAGAGCCUGCAGCCAUCCUCUGAUAAGAACAGGAGGGAGAGUGACCUGCCUCAGUUGAGCUCCCCAGACCAGCACAGCAUCAGCAAAGAGAAGAGUCCAGUCAACAGCGCUCUCUGGAGGCCCUGGUAGAGUCCUGCAGACUGGAGCUCCACUCAGACAAACACAAUGGACCAUGUUGGUCUAACAAUGUCAUGGACUGUGAUCAGAGAGCUUCAUCUUCUGCUUAAGCAGGUUGUUUUAAAAGUCGUGUUUCAAUUGAAACUUUUCAUUUCAGUUGUACUGAACAAGUUAAAAUGUUUUUACUAAGGAAAUGCUGAAAUCUACGAACACUGCAUUUGUGUAAUGUUAAUAACCUUUAUGUUUUGUGAAGCACAUGUUAUUCGUGAUAAACAACAACUUCAAUGGUCCAUUAACCCAAAAUGGGUAUUUUAUCAUCAAUCUUUUUGUGAUGAUCUAUUACCUAUCUGUUUAAACGUCAACACGUAUUCAACAAUAAUUAAUUUUGUUAAAACUACAUUUUUGUAGUUAUAUGGUGAUAUUGACAUUAUAUUGAGCAUCUUCUGUGAAGUAUGUAUCAGUAUUAGUUAGGCAUUUGUUAUUGAUCAACUUGAGCUACAUCAUCACUGAUCCUCCAUGAGGAUUACUUACCCAAACUGGGUAUUAUACCUGUUAUCAUCACUAUGUGAUUAGAAAUAAUUGAUCUGUUUUAAGAUCAGACUUUAUAUGUGAAAAUGUUGCUCAAAUUAUUAUUAUGAUGUUGAUGAAUUUACUUUAUAUGAGAGAAAAUGGUUCUCUCUCAUUAUAUAACCUCUUCUUUUUUUUUUUACUUGUGUAUUUUAUAAAAACAGUAACUGUGUAACCUAUAGUCUGUUGAGAUGUAUAAUCACUUUAUUUCUAUUGAAAUAUUUACCUUAAACUAAGGUAUUCGAUGAUGUGAUUCAGUGAGUCAGUCUGAAAAAAUACACAAAUCAUCAAAUUAAAUCCUCUUGUCUGUUACUUCAUUCUUCUCUUCACUGAACAAGCUUCCAAUAGAGUUAUAUUACUGAUUUACAUUACUAAUUUUUGAUAUUCCUUUGGAAAGUAUUCAGACCCCUUGACAUUUUCCACAUUUUGU